Messenger RNA from Siniperca chuatsi (mandarin fish), 3439 nucleotides. RefSeq names its product general transcription factor IIF, polypeptide 1 (gene gtf2f1). Gene Ontology annotation, biological process: positive regulation of transcription elongation by RNA polymerase II; transcription initiation at RNA polymerase II promoter. Gene Ontology annotation, cellular component: nucleus; transcription factor TFIIF complex. The record is from RefSeq and is a predicted model, not a curated record. Gene Ontology annotation, molecular function: DNA binding; TFIIF-class transcription factor complex binding; RNA polymerase II general transcription initiation factor activity. Lineage: Eukaryota; Metazoa; Chordata; Actinopteri; Centrarchiformes; Sinipercidae. Bases 636 to 2234 code for a protein of 532 amino acids. The transcript is spliced from 13 exons.
CAGCGAGGAUGCUUUAUAUACAUAAAUUAUACAUAUAUAUUUUCUGUUUAAUGUCUUAAUACUCUAGAUUUCUGUAAGUGUGCACAACUUGCAUUUCGCAUAAACGCCACGUGAGUUUGAAGCUGGAUUUCCCCGAUAGCUCGACUGCAGCGGCUUGCUAAAUUAGUUGCUGUUUUUAUUUUAGCAUCAGGUGCUAACAUAAACAGUACAAAAACCUCUCAGUAGAUGACGUUAUCAAGUUUUUCGUUGCGUUUACUAAUUAAUAAUACUAAUUUAACGUUAGUUAACCCUCAUGGAAACAGGAAACCAGUGCUCUCUGUUCACAUAAUGCUACAGUGGAUUAAAUCAAAUUUUUAGUUGUCUGCUCGCUCAGUGUAUCUCACUGGUAUCCCCAACAAACACACAGCUUUAACUACAUCAACACUCUACGGGCAGCUGGCUUGGAUAAACUUGCCAACAACCUACUGAUAAAUUAGCGCUAGUGCCACUUUGCCUUUGAUUCACAUUUAACCUGGUUAAGCCUAUUGGGCCUAUUAACGCAACUCUUCUUUUUAAAUAGUGUAACGCUAACGUACCCAACUAGCCGGAAGCAGCUGUUGCAUGUGUGGUGAGAAAGUCCAGAGAGACGACCAGCCAUGACUUCACUGGGGAGCAGCAGUUCCUCAGCCACAGAAUACACUGUGCGAGUCCCCAAAAACACCAGCAAGAAGUACAACAUCAUGGCUUUCAAUUCAGGAGACAGAGUCAACUGUUCAACCUGGACACAGGCUCGUAUGGAAAGAGACAUGAGUGCUCGGAGGAUAUAUGGGGAGGAAGAGACGCCGGAAGGAGCGGCUGGCAGCGAGUUUGGCAAAAAACAGCGUGAGGAAGCGCGGCGGAAGAAGUUUGGUAUUGUUACACGGGAGUUCAAAGUGGAGGACCAGCCCUGGAUUCUCAAGGUCAACGGCAAGGCCGGCAAGAGGUUCAAAGGUCAAAGGAAGGGUGGUGUUACAGAAAAUGCAUCCUACUACAUCUUUACACAGUGUCCUGAUGGAGCUUUUGAGGCCUUCCCUGUCCACGGCUGGUACAACUUUACACCGCUGGCCAAGCACCGAACUCUCACUGCUGAGGAGGCUGAGGAGGAGUGGGGCAGAAGGAACAAGGUGGUGAAUCACUUCAGCAUCAUGCUUCAGAGACGUUUCCGAGAGCAGGAGCGUGGUGAGGAUGAGGAAGAUGAGAAUGAGAAGUCGGGGAAGAAGAAAAAGAAGAAGGGUGGGAGAGGGGGCGACCUGCGCAUUCAUGACCUGGAAGACGACCUGGAGAUGAGCAGCGAUGAUAGUGACAGCAGUAUGGGGGAAGAUGGCGAGAGCAAGACAAAGGCAAAGAAAGACACAGGGAAAGGGAAAGGAAAGAAGAAGAAGAGAAAGAGCAAUGACCACGAGGCCCUGGAGGACAGCGAUGACGGUGACUACGAGGGUCUAGAGGUGGAUUACAUGUCGGAUGAAAGCAGUUCAGACGAAGAGCCAGAAAAGGGAAAGCCCAGCAAAGGAGAGGACCUUCCUAAAGGGAUCGAUGAGGCGUCUGAGAGUGAGGAAGAGAGUGAGGAGGAGAAACAGAACGAGGAGGAAGCAAAAGAGGAGGAAGAAGAAGAGGAAGGAAAGAAAACCCCGGUCCAAGUGGAAAAGAAGAAGAAAAAAGACAGCAGUGGCGAGUCGGACAGCUCAGACGACAGUGACAUCGAGGGAGAGACGGCCUCCGCUCUGUUCAUGAAAAAGCGCACGCCUCCGAAACGUGGAGGUGGGCGUGGCUCUGCAGGCAGCUCCAGGACUGGCAGUCGCCCCGGGACACCAUCCAUAGACUCUGCCUCCACCUCCAAUACACUCCGUGCUGCUGCCAGCAAACUAGAGCAAGGUAAGAGACAGACUCCAGGUCCUAGCACUGACUCACCAGCUGCCAAAAGGCUGAAGAUGGAGCCCAGCAGUCAGAGCCCUGUUCCCUCUGGGAAGACUACGCCUCAACCCCCAUCAGGCAAAUCCACUCCUAGCUCAAGUGAUGUGCAGCUAACAGAGGAAGCGGUGCGGCGCUACCUGAUCCGUAAACCGAUGACCACCAAAGACCUGCUGAAGAAGUUCCAGACCAAGCGUACAGGUUUGAGCAGUGAGCAGACUGUAAACGUGCUGGCACAGAUCCUGAAGCGCCUCAAUCCGGAGCGCAAAAAUGUGAAUGACAAAAUGCACUUCUAUCUCACUGAAUAACUGAUGAUAGGUGGCGGUGGUGGAGAGGAUGGAGAAUAGUGAAAAGGGCUGAAAAUGAAACUGUUAAGGUGAAAAAUGUUGGUGUUUUUCAGAAAGCCCUGAUCCCUGGAAGAGAGAUUUUGUGUCUGUUUUAAAACAGGUUAUGCUGUGACAUGCCACAGGAGGUUGAAACUGUCAUCACAGGUGGCAUUUAUCAAAAAAUAUUUUGUUAAGCAUCUUGAGUUGUUUUGUUUUUCAUAGUCUGAAAUCUCACAGUAAAUAAAAACAGAAACCUUGUUAAUGUUGAGUGAAAAACAGCUCAAUAUGGUUUCUCUUCAUGUGUAAACAGUUUAACUUAGAGCUUGAUGAAUGGAAAAAAAGUGUUUAACUUGUUUUUCUUAGAAAAGGUAGAAGAUUUUGUAAUAAAAUUUCAAAUCUGUAAGGCUUUUCUCUUUCUACCCCAUCUGUCAUAUACAGUUUGUUUUCAUUAGUUUUGUUAAAUUAUUAUACAAACACUAGUGUAUGGAAAUGUGACAUUUUAAUACAUAAAAACCAUUUAAUAAAGAUAUAGAGUAGAUGCAGAUGUGGAAAAUCAAAUCAUUCCAAAUGAUGAAACUGUUUCAUUCAACAUUUAAGAAAAAUGUAGCUAAAGAAACCUCUCUAAUAAUACCUUGAUGUGAAAUUCCUUCCAGAGAUUAAAAGCUGACGAGGCUUCAGUAUACUAGAGAAUAUGUACAGUAUUGUUUAAUGUGGCGCUGAAUAAACCAGUAUUGCACACAACUUGCUUGAUACCAGAACCAAAGAAUAGUGUUAAUUUUCAGUUUAGUGUUUGGUCACUUCAUGUCCGGGCAGUGUCAUAGUUGGCCACGAACCAGUCACAGGUCAUCUUUAUAGCUAGAAGGACAGGAAAAAAAACAAAUCACCAUCAGGCUGAGAGGGCAUGCAAAUACUCACAGGUCUCUCAUUUGUAUGUUGAGAAGCACAGGCUUCCCAAGGCUUUUUAUUAUUGUAACCUAUCACGCUUGUGUGACAAGUUACAGUGCAUAAGUUACAUAAAUUGUUAUAAAUAGAACAUGUUUUGAUGUUAGUUUCAUGGAUUUGUUCUGCUGCCUCUGUGCUAUCAUGUAUGCAGCACUAUUAGAUAACAUUUUAUAGGACAUUUUCAAUUUUUCUGCCAUACAGUUAAGAUUUUGUCACAUUAAAAUUGACAUGUGCUAAAAACAACA